Molecule: messenger RNA, 2570 nt
Organism: Octodon degus (degu)
Lineage: Eukaryota; Metazoa; Chordata; Mammalia; Rodentia; Octodontidae
Gene: Cdkal1
Product: CDK5 regulatory subunit associated protein 1 like 1
Exons: 15
Coding region: 344-1837 (497 amino acids)
Biological process (GO): tRNA methylthiolation
Cellular component (GO): endoplasmic reticulum
Molecular function (GO): 4 iron, 4 sulfur cluster binding; tRNA (N(6)-L-threonylcarbamoyladenosine(37)-C(2))-methylthiotransferase activity
Source: RefSeq, a predicted model, not a curated record
UGUGUCAUGGCGCGCUCCAUCUAACCUGCAGUUUCCGGCAAGUGGCGUGUUGAUUUCUUUCACUUUGAACUGUUUUGUUAUUUCCCGACUGCUGGAGAAGAUGCCUUCUGCAUCCUGUGAUAUGCUACUGGAUGACAUAGAAGAUAUUGUAUCACAGGAAGAUUCAAAACCAUAGGAUAGACAUUUUGUAAGAAAGCAUGUUGUUCCAAAGGUGCGAAGAAGAAAUACCCAAACGUAUUUGCAAGAGGAAAGCAGUCCACCAAGUGAUAGCACUAUUCCAGGCAUACAGAAAAUUUGGAUACGAACUUGGGGUUGUUCACAUAAUAAUUCAGAUGGAGAAUAUAUGGCCGGACAGCUAGCUGCGUAUGGGUAUAAAAUUACAGAAAAUCCUUCUGAAGCAGAUUUAUGGCUCCUGAACAGUUGUACUGUAAAAAACCCAGCUGAAGACCACUUUAGAAACUCAAUUAAGAAAGCACAAGAGGAAAACAAGAAAGUAGUGCUGGCCGGGUGUGUCCCGCAAGCCCAGCCUCGUCAGGACUACCUUAAGGGACUGAGUAUCAUCGGGGUUCAACAGAUAGAUCGUGUGGUAGAAGUUGUGGAAGAAACAAUUAAAGGUCACUCUGUGAGACUGCUGGGUCAGAAGAAGGAUAAUGGAAAGCGGUUGGGGGGAGCGCGUUUGGAUUUGCCAAAGAUUAGGAAGAAUCCACUGAUUGAAAUCAUUUCCAUCAAUACUGGGUGUCUCAAUGCUUGUACCUACUGCAAAACUAAGCAUGCCAGAGGAAAUUUGGCCAGUUAUCCUAUUGAUGAACUAGUGGAUAGAGCUAAACAAUCUUUUCAAGAGGGCGUUUGUGAGGUGUGGCUGACCAGCGAAGACACAGGGGCCUACGGCAGAGAUACCGGCUCUGAUCUCCCCACACUCCUGUGGAAGCUGGUGGAUGUGAUUCCCGAGGGAGCGAUGCUGAGGCUUGGCAUGACCAACCCGCCCUAUAUCUUAGAGCAUCUGGAGGAAAUGGCGAAAAUCCUCAACCAUCCCCGAGUCUAUGCUUUCCUGCACAUCCCCAUCCAGUCUGCCUCUGACAGUGUGCUAAUGGAAAUGAAAAGAGAAUACUGCUUGGCUGACUUCAAAAGAGUAGUGGAUUUUCUGAGAGAGAAAGUUCCUGGAAUAACUAUUGCUACAGAUAUUAUCUGUGGUUUUCCUGGAGAAACAGAUCAGGAUUUUCAAGAAACAGUGAAACUUGUUGAAGAGUACAAAUUUCCAAGCCUCUUCAUUAACCAAUUUUACCCAAGACCAGGAACUCCUGCUGCAAAAAUGGAACAAGUUCCAGCACAAGUGAAAAAGCAAAGAACAAAAGAUCUAUCUCAGAUAUUUCAUUCUUACAAUCCAUAUGAUCACAAGAUUGGUGAAAAACAACAAGUGUUAGUAACAGAAGAAUCUUUUGAUUCCAAGUUUUAUGUCGCACACAACCGAUUUUAUGAGCAGGUUUUGGUGCCAAAGAACCCUUCAUUCAUGGGAAAAAUGAUCGAGGUGGACAUUUAUGAAUCAGGAAAACAUUUUAUGAAAGGGCAGCCAGUAUCAGAUGCCAAAGUAUACACACCAUCCAUCAACAAACCAUUAGCAAAGGGAGAAGUUUCAGGUUUAACAAAGGAAUUCAGAAAUAUGCUGGGGACUCACCGGAAUCUGGUAUCGCACUCCCCUGCUGCGACUCACCGCCGCUCAGGGUGUUCCCCGGUGGGGCUGUGGAUGCAAGGGCUGCAUGGAGACUGCGCGUGGAGGGUGGCCGCAGGCCUGGCUCUUGUUGCUCUUCUUUUUGCCGUUUUUGCCAGGGUCUAUAAUUAGAACACCGUGAAAUGAAGCAUCUGUGAAGAAUACAUUUCUAAUUAAAACCUUCAGUGAACAGGAAAGUGACCGCGUCCAUUCUGGAAGGGCGGCAGUGUAUACUUGCUGAGCUGCCUCCUCUUCUGCCCACUCGUGGUGAGGCUUUCCCUGUCUCACACAGCGUUGAGCACAUGGACUGCCUGACUACAGCUGAAUUGCAGCUGCCAUACCAUAUCUUUCAAGUUAAAUUCCUGUGAGCUUAUUUUUAGCAAGCAAUACAAAUGGUCACAUUUUUUAAAAGUUUCCAAUCUUCAGGUGCAUACCUAACUAUACAGUGGUACUGGUUAUCUUUUCCUUAUGUGGAAGAAUUCUUGAUCCUUCGUAAAUAUUUUAAGGCAUAUCUUCUUCAUGCUUUGUUUGGCGUUCCAGCACUACAAACACCUCCUUCACAGCAGAUGUGUUCUUGUGAAGUUUACACAGAAGCCUGUGUCUGGAGCCCGAAUCCUGUAGGAAUGUGCAGGAGAGCCUGGCACUUCAAGGACUGCUGGCAACAGUCUCCAAAACAUGAAGAAUCACCCACUGCCACAGUGUCCACAAACUUUGAAAAGUUAGAUUUGUCAAAAUCAAACCAUGCCCCUUUUUUUCUGGCAGCUUAGACCAAUCAGAUCACCUUUUUAUUCCUACCUAACACCAUUGGUCUUUACUAAGUGAAAUGAUUUGUUUCACAAUAAAAAGAAUUGGUGUAAUAAAUAAA